Molecule: messenger RNA, 1554 nt
Organism: Quercus robur (English oak)
Lineage: Eukaryota; Viridiplantae; Streptophyta; Magnoliopsida; Fagales; Fagaceae
Product: aldehyde oxidase GLOX
Exons: 1
Coding region: 37-1554 (505 amino acids)
Source: RefSeq, a predicted model, not a curated record
UGGGCUUUACUCCAAUCUAGCAUUGGCAUCUCAGCCAUGCACAUGCAACUGUUGAAGAACAACAUGGUCGUGAUCUUCGACCGCAUGGACAUGGGUCCUUCAAACCUCUCUCUCCCAAACAACGCCUGCAUUCAAAAACCGAGACAGCCACCGGACUGCACAGCUCACUCUAUAGUAUACGACGUCGCUUCGAACACCGUUCGUCCCCUCCUAGUCCAGACCGACACGUGGUGCUCUUCGGGCUCUUUGAUCCCCAACGGAACCCUAGUCCAAACGGGCGGGUACCACGAAGGCGACCGCGUGGUCCGCACGUUCACUCCCUGCGAUGACUCCUCCUGCGACUGGACCCAGCUCAGCGUGCCGCUCGGCGAACGCCGAUGGUACGCGUCGAACCAGCUCUUGCCCGACGGGCGCGUGAUCAUCGUCGGCGGCCGACGCGCCUACACGUACGAGUUUUUCCCGAAAACCAUGGCGGCAUCCGCCACCUUUUACAUGAGUUUCUUGAAGGAAACGUGCGACGGUUAUGGCAACGAGAACAACCUCUAUCCUUUUCUUCAUCUACUACCCGAUGGGAAUCUUUACGUUUUCGCUAACGAAAGGUCAAUCUUGUUUGACUACAAUCGCAACCGGGUGUUGAAGGAGUUCCCGGUCAUUCCCGGCGAGUUUAAACGGAAUUACCCCAGCACUGGCUCCUCCGUUUUGCUUCCGCUGAGAUUAAACGGAGACGUGUUACCGGAAGCGGAGGUCAUGAUAUGCGGCGGCGCGCCGUACGGUGCGUUUAACAACUCGAAUUACAAGCGGGUGUUCGUUCCCGCCUCCAACACUUGCGGGCGGAUGAAACUUACCGACCCGGACCCGAAGUGGGUCAUGGAGGUCAUGCCGAUGCCACGUGUCAUGUCCGACAUGGUGCUGUUACCCAACGGUGAGGUUCUCAUCGUCAAUGGCGCAAUGAACGGGACAGCUGGCUGGGAGGACGGGACGAACCCGGUUUUUAACCCGGUUCUGUACAAGUACUACCUACUCGACCCGGCCCGGAGAUUCGUGGUGCUCAACCCGUCGAAGAUUCCGAGAAUGUACCACUCCACAGCGAUACUGUUGCCAGAUGGCAGAGUAUUAGUGGGCGGGAGCAACCCACACGAGAAGUACAACUUCACAUCGUAUUACCCAACCGACUUGAGCUUGGAGGCUUAUUCGCCCUAUUACCUGAAGCCACGUGUCUCCGCCAUGCGGCCUUCGAUUCUGUCCGUGGAGACCAGCGACGGCACCGUUUUGUACAAGCAGGUAUUUGCCGUUACUUUUCAGUUGAAUCAGUACAAUCCCGGGAGCCAGAUCCUCGUGAGCCUCGUAACGCCGUCGUUUACUACUCACUCCUACAGUAUGAACCAAAGGUUGAUGUUUCUGGAGGUGAUUGAAGUGCAGCAACUGUCCACGUAUGAUUAUAAAGUGACAGCCCGUGGGCCACCCACUGCCACGGUGGCACCACCUGGGUACUACAUGCUUUUUGUUGUCCACGCUGGCAUUCCCAGCCAAGCCGUUUGGGUCAAGGUGGUUUAA